CCAUUUGCUCCUGCCUCGCUCAGCCCACCGCUGGCUCCUAUAAAACACCAGACAGUCACUUUCCAUCUCCACCGCCAGUGCUCUGCAGCAACAUGCCGCCAAAGAAAGUGGAACCGAAAAAGACAGAGGUGAAGAAGGUGGAGGCAAAGAAGGAGGAGCCUCCUCCUCCAGCAAAGCCCGCGGAGCCGGAGCCAAAACCCCCCGAGGUGGACCUGAAGAGCAUCGUGGUGGAGUUCAGCCCCGACCAGAUCGAGGAGUUCAAAGACGCCUUCGCUCUGUUCGACGAGACGCCAGCCGGCGAGAUGAAGAUCACCUACGCUCAGUGCGGCGAUGUUAUGCGGGCGCUGGGACACAACCCCACCAACGAGGAAGUGCUGAAACUGCUGGGGAGGCCGAAGGCGGAGGAGCUGAACGUCAAGCUGCUGGACUUUGACAGCUUCCUGCCCAUGCAGCAGCAUGUGGCCCGCUCCAAAGAGCAGGGCAACUUUGAGGACUUUGUGGAGGGGCUGAGGGUCUUUGACAAGGAGGGAAACGGCACGGUGAUGGGGGCGGAGCUCCGCCACGUCCUCGCCACGCUGGGAGAGAGGAUGACUGAGGACGAGGUGGAUCGUCUGAUGGCGGGACAGGAGGACGCCAAUGGGCACAUCAACUACACCGAGUUUGUCAAACACAUUCUGAAACCUGCCAGCUGCAGGUUACAGAGAAAAACCGAUGCUCGGAGAUGA
Messenger RNA from Haplochromis burtoni (Burton's mouthbrooder), 725 nucleotides. RefSeq names its product myosin light chain 1, cardiac muscle-like. Gene Ontology annotation, cellular component: myosin II complex. Lineage: Eukaryota; Metazoa; Chordata; Actinopteri; Cichliformes; Cichlidae. The record is from RefSeq and is a predicted model, not a curated record. The coding region runs from base 93 to 725 and encodes 210 amino acids. Gene Ontology annotation, molecular function: calcium ion binding. The transcript is spliced from 2 exons.